AUCCAAAAGACAAACAUUGCUUCUACAAAUCCAAAUGCAUAUUUUUUAUAUAUAAAACGCAUAACACUUCAUCAACCUCACAGCCAUUUGUAUUUUUCUUCCCUUGGCAGAUAGUUUUCUCCAUCUAUCCGAAUCGCUUUCACUCACUCGCUUCAUGACUCGGCGCAAGCGAUCAUCAUCAUCUUCUUCUUCCUCGACCAAGAAAUUCGAGGUUUUCGAAUUCAAUGACGAAGACGAGAACGUCGAGAAGACCUCUCGGAAGAUUCUCCGCAAGUUCGCAAACCCUAGCACUAGUAGUAGCAGGUCUCGCUCUUCCACCGUCACCAAAUACGACUUCCUCCAAGCCUUGGCGAGCGGUACCAAUUCCAAACCUCUCUCCGAUGACGUUACCGCCGAUCCUAUUGACCUCGAUUCCGAGCAAGAAGAAGAAAUGAAGCGCUCACCGGAGGAAGUUGCCAACAAACCCUUAGAGGUUGUUGUUGAUGAUGAUGGUGGUGGUGGUGGUGGUGGUGGUGGUGGUGGAGAUGGCGGUGUUGUUGAUAAUCGAGGAAAAUGUGAUAAUCGGUGUUCAAUAGACACACCGCUGCUAGACUCCGCUGAUGAAGAGAUUCCAGGCCACACUGAUUUCGCUGAAAGCGAUUUGGACUCGAAAAAUCAGUCACUUGAUGUGGUUUCUGAUGACGGCGAUAGUAAUCAAAUGAGUUCCUCUUCGACUUCAACUUCAAAUCCCUCAGAAGAUGAAGUUAAUUUCGAAGAGCAGCUAGUGGAGGAUGAUUCUGCUGCAUUUGAAAUUAAUGACAUAGAAAAGGUGGUUGAUGUCAUCCCUAAUUUUAUUCAAUAUGAGGAUUUAUAUUCCACUAGGUCUCGAUUAACAUUCUCAUGCAACUCCCUGAAACUUGAAGGCUCAACAAACAAUGGAACUAGGGAAUCUUUUAAAAUUGAGUGGGCAACUGAAGAGAUUAGAAAAAUUGAAUCGUGUUGGUUUGGAAAUAUUGAAACAGCCUCAAUCAACCUUCUCCUUAAACCCAAAGAUUUUACAGAAGCUGGAAAUACAAAUCAAAAUCCAGGUUUUAAGCUGUUGAAAUUCGCUGUUUAUGAUUCAUGUUGGUACAAGGCAGAAGAGGCAAUCAAACUAUUGGACAUGAGAUACACAGAUAUAUGGAGUACAUUUCUUGAUGUUGAUGCAGAUAACAGUGGAAGUAUUUCUGCAUUGGGGCAGGACUGCUUUUUCUCUCAAAAACAUUAUUUUCCCAACUUUGAUGAGGCCUUUGAUGAGGUUAUUUAUCCAAAGGGGGAGCCUGACGCUGUUUCUAUUAGUAAGAGAGAUAUUGAGCUUUUACAGCCUCAGACAUUCAUUAAUGAUACUAUCAUUGACUUUUAUAUCAAGUAUUUGAAAAAGAAACUCCCAACUGAUGAACAGAACAGGUUUCACUUUUUCAAUAGCUUCUUCUUUCGUAAGCUUGCUGAUUUAGACAAAGAUCCAUCAAGUGCUUGUGAUGGUAGAGCAGCAUUUCAACGUGUACGCAAAUGGACAAGAAAAGUGAACCUUUUUGAAAAGGAUUAUAUCUUCAUUCCUGUAAACUACAGUCUUCACUGGAGUUUAAUUGUCAUUUGUCAUCCGGGUGAAGUGUCAUGCUUCAAAGAUGAAGAAAUUAAGGAAUCUUCCAAAGUACCUUGUAUCUUGCACAUGGAUUCCCUAAAAGGAAGUCAUAAAGGUCUCAAGAAUGUUUUCCAAAGUUACCUAUGUGAAGAAUGGAAAGAGAGGCACAGUAAUGUAGUGGAGGAUGUUUCUUCUAAAUUUUUACAUCUGAGAUUCAUCUCACUUGAGCUGCCUCAGCAGGAAAAUUUAUAUGAUUGUGGCCUCUUUUUGCUCCACUAUGUGGAACGUUUUCUGGAAGAAGCUCCAAUCAACUUUAACCCUUUCAUGAUAACGAAGUCCUCCAUCUUUUUGAACAGCAAUUGGUUCCCUCCACUGGAGGUUUCUCUGAAACGAUCUCAUAUACAGAGCGUAAUUUAUGAUAUAUUUGAAAAUAAUUCUUUGCAAGCACCUCAUACUGAUUGCCUUGACAAAGAUCUUCUUUUAGAAGACCCUGCCAUUAUUGUCAAUCCCAAACUGGAAGAAGAUUCCCUAAGGGGUUGCUGUUAUCCAACAGCUUCACCCAUAAGAGUUGCAUCAUGUUUGACAGGACCUGGACUUGUUUCCAAGGACUUAGUGGCUGUUGUAACUUCACGUUCUGCUUGUCUGCAGAUGUCAGCAUGUCAUCAGAGGGGCUUCCUGUCACCAUUAGAGGAAAUUGAAGAGUCUAGUGAGGAGACUGUUUUAUCAUUAGAGAGAGAAAAUUCUCAAGUUGGUAUAUUGGCAUAUGAUUUCCCAGCCACAUAUGUCAGCAAUGAUCAUGGAGCAUCAGAAACAUUUCAGGUUGGGUUCUCUGUAAAUUUUGUGGAAGCUGUUGAGAGCCAUUCUCAUUCAAGAACAUCUACUGGUGUAUCCUGGAUCCCAUCGAAUACAGCUACUCAUGAAGACCAGCCUCUUGAGAAAAUCGAAGAGUCCAGCAUUCCUGAUAAGACAGCGCUUGAGUAUUUAUCAACCUCAGUCUCUGGUGAGGAGCUUACAGACUACACUGUUCCGGAUUCUCCUGUCGCAAAUGAUGUUGAUGUGAGUGUUGAAUCUCAUUCCUCAUUCCGGAAUAAUAUGAAUUCAGUAACCCAUCAAAUAUUUGAUCUGACUCACAAUACGAGUCUCGAAGAUAAUACUUUAGUUAGCAAGGAAGAGUCACUAGCAUUUGAAUCUGAUGAACGAGAUGCCAAGAGGCCUAAGCUUAUGAAUGCAGGUGGUCCAAGUCGUAGAUUCACUAGAAGCAUGGUAAAAAAAGCAUGUGUAAUGUCUUGUGAAUAGUGUUAGUAGCAGCAGGGUGGCUAUAAGCAAAUUAAAUGUUAAUAUAUUAAAGAAAGCAUUAACCGCAAAUUAAAAAGGUUUUGGUCGUAUCAACAUAGCCCCGAAUGGUGGAGCAUUUUGUGUAAACCCCUUGCCUCACCACUGCAGGAUGACGUAUAAAAAUGUAUAAUUUUGGUGGGACUGUUUAAAUAAUUUAGACAAAGCCGCUCAUAUUUCGUCAUUGUGUAAAUUUGAAAGUAUCGUUUAGCCCUUUCAAAUGUGGUGGAUCUAUAUAUCAUCUAACAUUUGUACAACAAAUAAAUCGAUAGUAUUUAAACUCA
Molecule: messenger RNA, 3216 nt
Organism: Glycine soja
Lineage: Eukaryota; Viridiplantae; Streptophyta; Magnoliopsida; Fabales; Fabaceae
Product: probable ubiquitin-like-specific protease 2A
Exons: 17
Coding region: 155-2896 (913 amino acids)
Biological process (GO): proteolysis
Molecular function (GO): cysteine-type peptidase activity
Source: RefSeq, a predicted model, not a curated record